Molecule: messenger RNA, 1945 nt
Organism: Anopheles coustani
Lineage: Eukaryota; Metazoa; Arthropoda; Insecta; Diptera; Culicidae
Gene: speck
Product: arylalkylamine N-acetyltransferase 1
Exons: 5
Coding region: 688-1509 (273 amino acids)
Molecular function (GO): N-acetyltransferase activity
Source: RefSeq, a predicted model, not a curated record
UGUCCCAACGGUGUUCACUGUGCUUCGGAGACGCACGCGAAAUUCCACGCAAAUCGUGUAUUUUGCUCACAGCAGUAGUUUCACGUACUCAGCAGUUUUAGCUUCACCAACAAGUGUCGGCACUUUUCACGAAUCAAAACUGCGUGUGGUAGUCGCGUGCGCUCAACGGCUUAUCGAAAGUCCGUCUUAAGAGGCGUUUCGGCCCAAGCAGUCCUGGACUAGCAGCCGUUUUUCCCAGUGAGCGGGCAGAGUUUGUUCGAGCCGGAACCGGAACCUGGUGCCGUUGGCGAACAAAUUGGCAAUCGUCGUUACAACUUAACAGUAAAAGUAGUCGACAAAGGCCGGAAGCUUAUCCGUGUUUGUGGCCUAGUUCGUGUACCUGUGGCAUGUGUAAAAUCGAUCAUUAAUUCCUAAGCAUUUCCUGCACCCGACCCGUUCGUUUGUCCUGCAUGAGCAUUUGAUAGUUUUAAUUAAAAAAGGAUCGCUUUAAGCGCAAAAGUUCGACAACAGUUCCCGGCACGAAACCGUUGCUUCACUGUCGUGACCAAAAUUCAGCAUCACCACUGGGCUCCAUUUGUGUGUUCGUUGCAUUAACAAGUCGGGAUCAAAUUUCCAUCGCACACACCCGCGUCCUCAUCCCCAACGUUAUCAUCUUGUACCGUAACACGAAGCGCCAACCACGUCACGAUGAAAGUCGACAUUCAAACCCCUGUCGAACAUAUCCCGUCGAUCGGCGGCAAAGCCGUUACAUCCACUCAUGAUACUCAUAUAAUGGAUGAAACAUGUCUAAUGCUAUCAACUUUGCUGACAAGAAGCAUGGCUUCAAAAGGCUUGGCCGCCGGCGAGACGGAGCUGUACGAAAUCGACCGAGAUCUGUCGAUUUCGGUAAUCACCGAGGCGGACACUGAGGAAGUUUUGGAACUGCUGAAACGAUUGUUCUUCAAGGACGAGCCCCUCAAUACGUACGUUCAGCUCGGCGAGUGCAAGGAGUUGGAGAAAUACUGCACCAAGAGCAUCCAUGAGCAGUCCUCCUUCAAGGCGGUGAACUCGCGUGGCGAAAUGGUGGGAGUGAUUCUCAAUGGCAUGAUCACGAAACCGCAACCGGGAGACGAACCACCGCCGAAACUCGCGGACAACUGCUUGCAUCCCAAGUUCCGGAAAAUCAUGGCCCUGAUGGACUACAUUGACGAGCAGUUCGACAUAUUCGAGCUGUACCCGGACAUCGACCGACUUCUCGACUGCAAGAUCAUAUCGGUCGACACGCGGUACCGCGGCAUGGGGAUUGCGGGCAUGCUGACCGACCGGACGCUGGACUACGCCACGCAGAACGGUAUCAAACUGCUGCAUGUCCUCUGCAGCAGUCACUUCUCGGCGCGCGUCAUGGAGAAGAUGGACUUCGCGGAGGUUUACCGCCUGGCGUACGCCGACUAUCGAGUCGACGGCGAACAGGUGUUUGAUCCCGCGAAGCCACACGUGGCGGUCCGAAUUCUGACCAAGCGGUUAGAUUAACAACCUAAAGGGCAGACCAUCGUCAACGAUGUUGGUGUGGUAAAGGAGUAUUCGACUGGGUAGCAUUUUGGGUCACAGCACAAAAGUUCUAAACCGAACCGACAGUUCGAAGUAAAGUGUUUUGACUAAACUAUCGCAUUGAUGCGAUGUCAAUUAGUAUCAAUAGUUUAAAAGCACAACAUUCGAUGCACUCCACUGGAGAUAACACAACAAAAUUCGUACGGUUAUAAGACAAAACCAGAAAAUAGUCAUUCAAACGUGCUACUUGUGAUAACGCUUGUGUUUUAAAUGUGCUGCAUUUGAUCAUGAAAGUGGAUGUAACCUAUCUAUAAAACCUUAUGUGGUGAUGAAAUAGUCGCAACAAUGUUGCAAAUGUAUGUGAACUGUAGUCAAACAUUAUUUUAUUUUGAAUAAUAAUAAAUAUUAUAAUUAAUUA